AUGGCGGCGGCCGCGCUGAGGGACCCGGCUCUGGGCUGCGUGACCUUCGAGGAUGUGGCUGUCUACUUCUCCCAGGAGGAGUGGAGACUACUCAACGAAGCUGAGAGGCUGCUAUACCGUAGUGUGAUGCUGGAGAAUUUUUCACUUAUGGCCUCUCUAGGUUGUUGGCAUGGAGCAGAGGCUGAAGAGGCACCUGAGCAGAGUGCUUCUGUAAAAGGGGUGCUCAUUUCAAAUGUUCACCAAUCUCAAAAGCUGCACUGUGGAGAGAAACUCUUAGAAGAGAACAGAGUCCCAGUUUUGAGGGGCUUCAGAGUCCACCUGUCAGAGAAACCCUUGCAAAACAAGGAGGGUGAGAAGGACUUUCCAACCAACUUGGGUCUUCUCAAACACCAGGUGACUCAGAAUGGAGAAGAGUCACAUAGGAGCCCCCAAAGUGGGGAGGCGUUUCAUGCUGGUAAAAGGCAUUACAAGUGCAGUGAAUGUGGGAAAGCCUUUGGUCAGAAAUAUUUACUUGUUCAGCACCAGAGACUACACACUGGAGAAAAGCCUUAUGAAUGCAGUGAAUGUGGCAAAUUAUUUAGCCAUAAAUCUAACCUUUUUAUACACCAAAUAGUUCACACUGGAGAAAGGCCUUAUGGGUGUAGUGAAUGUGGAAAAUCCUUUAGCCGUAAUGCUGACCUCAUUCAACACCGGAGAGUUCACACUGGAGAAAAGCCUUUUACAUGCAGUGAAUGUGGAAAAGCUUUUAGGCAUAAUUCCACACUUGUUCAACAUCACAGAAUCCACACUGGAGUAAGGCCUUAUGAGUGCAGUGAAUGUGGGAAAUUGUUUAGCUUCAACUCCAGCCUCAUGAAACAUCAGAGAGUUCACACUGGAGAAAGACCUUAUAAGUGUAGUGAAUGUGGAAAAUUCUAUAGCCACAAAUCCAGCCUUAUUAAUCACUGGCGAGUUCACACUGGAGAAAGACCUUACGAGUGCAGUGAAUGUGGGAAGUUUUUUAGCCAAAGCUCUAGCCUCAUGCAACACCGAAAGGUUCACACUGGAGAAAAGCCUUUUAAGUGCAAUGAAUGUGGAAGAUUCUUUAGUGAGAAUUCCAGCCUCAUUAAACAUCAGAGGGUUCACACUGGAGCAAGGCCUUAUGAGUGCAGGGAAUGUGGGAAAUUUUUUCGCCACAGCUCCAGUCUUGUUAAACAUCGGAGGAUUCACACUGGAGAAAUGCCUUAUGAGUGCAGUGAUUGUGGAAAAUCCUUUAGUCAGCGUUUCAAGCUCAUUCAACACCAGAAAGUUCACAGUGGAGAAAGGUCUUGAAUACAGCAAAUAUGAGAAAAUCUUUAGCCACACUUCCAACCUCACUCGACACUGAAGAGUUCACAGAGUGGAAAAGCCUUAUGAAUGCAGCAGUAUGGAAGAAUACUUCAGCCUAAGAUCUAACCUUGUUCAGCAUUAGAAAGUUCAGACUGGAGAAAGGCCUUAGGAGUGCAGGGUGUUUUUCUACUGGUGUAGACUGACUUUUGAGUUGGGGGCCUCACUGUUGCUCAGGCUAAAGUGUGGUGGCACAAUCAUGGCUCACUGCAUCCUCAAUCUCCUGGGCUC
Carlito syrichta (Philippine tarsier) is the source of this 1593-nucleotide messenger RNA. RefSeq names its product zinc finger protein 773-like. NCBI's taxonomy places the organism in Eukaryota, Metazoa, Chordata, Mammalia, Primates, Tarsiidae. Gene Ontology annotation, molecular function: DNA-binding transcription factor activity, RNA polymerase II-specific; RNA polymerase II cis-regulatory region sequence-specific DNA binding. The transcript is spliced from 4 exons. Gene Ontology annotation, biological process: regulation of transcription by RNA polymerase II. The record is from RefSeq and is a predicted model, not a curated record. Bases 1 to 1308 code for a protein of 435 amino acids.